CACCAGGUGCAAAGCAAACAUGAUGGUAAUGCUCAGCGUGCUCCUGUACUCCGUGCAUUACGGUAGUAGCCCAGCUCCUCUCUCCCUAUCUCCGGGCUACAUGUAAAGAUGAGUAAAGUUGCAUGAUGCACAGAAUGCGGGCGCUAAUGUGGAGGAUCAGGUAGUGUCCUGUGACAUGAGCAGCGUCUGCCAUGCACUCUGGACUGGGAGAUCCACAUGCUGUGUGAUAGACCAGCUCACAUCUGGGUAAUGGCACUAGGAUUGUGACAAGGUUGUGAUUUCGAUUAACAUGAGAAGAUCUCAUCGUCCUAGCCAGUUUACCAGUUUUCAUCCAUCAGCUUAGCGGACGUUGGCUGUUCUAGAUCAGUAUCCAGGGUGAUAAUUGGUAUGCAGUACAAGGUUCAUCUGAUCUCCGCUAUCCAGAAGAUGUUCUUCUAACUUUCCCCAGAUGCACACAGCGUGUCAAAGUUGAGUAGUAAACAAGAAUCAGCACCAUGCAGUACAAGCCAUAAACAAGCACAUGUUGCUGAUGGCGUCCUGUAUUUUUAUAGCCAAAAGACAAUUAAAAAAAAACUCAACCCAAGAAUAUAAUUGCAGGAGAAGAGCGCUGUUUGAGAGAUCAACAGGAAAUGCUAAAAUAUUUACUUCCAUAGAAGAUAGGAUGUGCAAUAAAAUAUCACAGCAUCUGUAAUCUGUCUAAUUGUCUGGGAGGAGUCCAACGAGAAAGAAAACAUUUUGGAAAGAAGUUACAGUUAUCAUCUUGCAAUCAAUUAUAAAUAAUUGGAAUGUAAACAUAGUUUUGGGUGCGUGCUAAGUUGUGCAUACUAAUCAGGGCACGAUUGUGUAUCUUGGCUAAAAGAAGAACAUUUCCAGUGCUUUUACAUAGAAACAAAUAUACAGGAUUUCUCAUGUGAGAACAUUGUUCUUUUAUUUGUAACAACAGACCUCAUUUCUCCUGAUCAUGGUCCUACUUAAUCAGAAUAACACAGUAGAAACCAUUCCUAUUUGCAUUAACUGCACUCACCAGACAUCAACGGUCAAUAUCUCCAAAUCCAUCAUCAUCGGAGUAAUCUUUGGAGUCUUCAUCACUUUUGGCGUUCUUGGAAACAUUUUAGUCAUCCUUUCUGUGGCCUGUCAUCGGCAUUUACAAACUGUGACCCACUACUUCAUUGUCAACCUUGCUGUGGCAGAUCUGCUUUUAAUGUCUAUGGUGCUUCCGUUCUCUGCUACUUUUGAAAUCCAAGGAUACUGGCUGUUUGGUCGCAUCUUCUGCAACAUAUGGGCAGCUGUAGAUGUCCUUUGCUGCACAGCUUCCAUAAUGAGCCUGUGUGUGAUAUCUAUAGACCGGUACAUAGGGGUGAGCUAUCCACUGAGAUACCCCAGCAUUAUGACUGAGAGGCGGGGUCUUCUUGCUCUACUUUGUAUAUGGGUUUUGUCACUUGUGAUCUCUAUUGGACCCUUGUUUGGCUGGAAGGAGCCAGCACCAGAAGAUGAAACGAUCUGUGAAAUCACGGAAGAGCCAGGAUAUGUCCUCUUUUCAGCUAUUGGAUCCUUCUACCUUCCCCUUACCAUCAUUCUCAUCAUGUACUUCAGGGUUUACAUUGUGGCCAAAAGGGAGGGCAAAGUUUUAAUGCGUGGGAUGAAAUGUGACAAAUCGGACUCUGAGGAGGUGACAUUGAGGAUUCACCGGAAGUGCACCCCAGAGAGUAUAACUUCCAGUUCUAGUGCAAAGCAAAAGACUCACUUCUCAGUGCGACUACUCAAGUUUUCCAGGGAAAAGAAAGCAGCAAAGACAUUGGGAAUAGUAGUAGGGUGCUUUGUAUUGUGUUGGCUCCCAUUUUUCCUUGCCAUGCCUUUAGGCUCCCUCUACCCUCCAGCCAAACCUUCAGUUACUAUUUUCAAAAUCACAUUCUGGCUGGGAUAUUUUAACAGCUGCAUCAACCCAGUUAUCUACCCGUGUUCCAGCCGUGAGUUCAGGAAGGCCUUCCAGAACAUUCUGCACGCUCGCUGCUCACAUCGGAGGCAGGCCUCAAGCAAGUACUUAUCUGGCUAUAUCCUGAGCAGCCCAGUGCACCGUAGUCCAGAGGAAAACAGAGAUGUUGUAAGAAUCCCAGUGGGAUCUGGGGAGACUUUCUACAAGAUCACAAAGUCCGAUGGAGUGUGUGAAUGGAAAUAUUUUUCUCCAGUACCUAGUCCAUCCUCGCCUUACGGGCCACCAAAGGACUUUUCAAACUGUUCUACUGCCAGGGUGAGCAGCAAGUCGAUUUUGCGGACCUGCUGUUGCAUCGGCGCAGAGCCAACACGCACGUGCCAUAAUGUUCCCACAAUUAAAAUACAUACUAUCUCCGUCAGUGAAAACGGGGAGCCCGUCUGAUUAUGGGAGGACAGGAUUCUCAGACACGUGGUGCAUGAGGAAGAGAAGUGACUGUACAUUUUUGUUAGUCCUGAAUGUGCAAGUUCACAGUUUCAAUUCCAGUCAGCACCAUUUACAUUCCACUGCGAUUUGAGCCUCAUUUUUACCCUUGUUGCCGCAAAUUAUCAGUUGUGAACUGAUACAUUUUUUUCUCACCAACAUUUUGAACCUCAUGACUAUGCUGCUAUAAUUGCACCUCAUAUGUGGAUGCAUAGAUUAAAAAACAUCCAUGGGUGCUAUGUAAAUGCAAAAUAAAGUGAUCAGGAAGUAUUGUAA
Pseudophryne corroboree (corroboree frog) is the source of this 2689-nucleotide messenger RNA. It is a transcript of the gene ADRA1A, whose product is annotated as adrenoceptor alpha 1A. Gene Ontology annotation, biological process: positive regulation of vasoconstriction; phospholipase C-activating G protein-coupled receptor signaling pathway; adenylate cyclase-activating adrenergic receptor signaling pathway. Gene Ontology annotation, cellular component: plasma membrane. Gene Ontology annotation, molecular function: alpha1-adrenergic receptor activity. The coding region runs from base 962 to 2374 and encodes 470 amino acids. The transcript is spliced from 3 exons. NCBI's taxonomy places the organism in Eukaryota, Metazoa, Chordata, Amphibia, Anura, Myobatrachidae. The record is from RefSeq and is a predicted model, not a curated record.